Messenger RNA from Moesziomyces antarcticus, 2160 nucleotides. RefSeq lists its product as uncharacterized. NCBI's taxonomy places the organism in Eukaryota, Fungi, Basidiomycota, Ustilaginomycetes, Ustilaginales, Ustilaginaceae. The record is from RefSeq and is a predicted model, not a curated record. Gene Ontology annotation, molecular function: RNA polymerase II cis-regulatory region sequence-specific DNA binding; DNA-binding transcription factor activity, RNA polymerase II-specific. The transcript has a single exon. Gene Ontology annotation, biological process: regulation of transcription by RNA polymerase II. The coding region runs from base 1 to 2160 and encodes 719 amino acids.
AUGGCAGGCCCGCUCUCUACUCGUCCCAUAAGCAGCGUCCGUGAUCACCAGACGUCCCCACAACCGCCCUCUUCCAACGGCACCCCUUACCUCAAACACGACAAGCUCGCAGCCGACCCUUCGCCCCGCAUUCACGCCAUCCUCGGCACCCCCAGCGACCGCUCCGCUCCUACCCUCUCCUCCGACGACCGUCACAGCUCGCCCUUGGUUCCAUCCGCACGCUCGUCCGAAUACUCAUUCGACCGAACCUCCACCUCGAGCUUCGGCCACCGUUCCGUCAGCACCGCAGCCACUUCAUCCGCCUCCCACGACCCGGAUCGCCUGCCUCCCAUCGCCGCGCUCGACUUUCCCAAGUCGGAUCGCUUCACCCACCCUUCUUCCGCCUGGUCGCAAUCCCAUCCCACCAUGCACAGCGCCGUAGAGCCUGCCGACCCCUCGGCCCCUCGUCGAGGUGCUUCGCCGCCUCCACCCUCGAUACGCCGUCCCACAUCGCCCGCAGGUCGCAUCUCCAACCACUCUGCCGAGUGGGAUAUGCGUUCGGAUCGUGGCAGCCCCCUUGUCGGUGCUCGCCGUCCUGGCGUGCCGGCGCCUGCAUCCUCCGCCUCGGCUUCCGCAGCUCCAGCCGGAGCCGUCCACUCGGCCUACGGCCGCGACUUUGCCAGGAGCCCGCUGCCCUCGUACCGCGACGACCGCGACUUUGGCAGAAGCCCCGUCACCUCGCAUCGCGAUUCCGCAUAUCGUGACCAGCCGCACGCUGCGCAUCGAGAGCUCUCGCCGCCACUCAACCUGCCGCUUAAGCGCAAGGUCAGCAUCUCGUCCGACGCCGGCAGCAGACGGCCCGAUGCCGAUCGCAUGGUCGACCGCGGCACUUGGAGCCGCGCCGACUAUCCAGCGCAUUCGGCCUAUCCGGACACCGGCUACUAUCGCAGCCGCGAUCGUGCCGAGUCGCCAGAUCGCACGUACAGCAGCAGCUACUCUCGCGACGCCGCCUACUCGGCACGUCACAUUGACCAGCGCAUCGACGACAAACACUACUCGCCCCGCCACGCACAUCCCGCCUCGCCGUCCUCGUCGCGCAUCGCCUAUCGCGGGUACGACGCCGCCCCACCAGCCGCCAGCCAGUACCACUCUCGCAGAAUCAGCGGCCGCUACAGCCCCUCGCCACGCUCACCAUCCUAUGCACCUCGUCAGGCGAUCGUCGCCCCGCCAGCUGGCGCCGCACCUUCGCCCCAUGACCCGUACUCGCGCAGCGCACCCCACUCUUCCUACGCACGCCGAUCACCGCCCCCCUUUGCCUCGGAUCCACGCCCUCAGCUGCCGCCGCUCUCGUCUCGCGCUCCUGCGCCAUCGCGCUAUGCCGAUCCACGCGCCCGCUACACGCCUCCGAUUGAAGCGGCGCACGCCGAGCGCCUCAGUCCUACGCCCGAGCCGCAUGCCUACUCGGAGCCCUUUUACCCGGACCGCCGUCUCUAUUUUGCGCGCGAACGCAUUCAGGACCCGGAGAUGGACGACUACUACCACGGACCCGUUGGCGCCGCCGGCUCUCGCGGCCGCUAUGCCGACUACGCCUACGACCCGUACGGCUCGCCGCACGCUGCGUCCUACGCUGGACAUGUGGGCAAGCCAGGUAACGGUGCUGCGCCCAUGCCCAUCCCUUCGCCCGGUAUGGCGCCAAUGGCAGCGCAUCCGGGCGCGAGGCACCACGACGGCCGCCUGCCGUAUGCCAGCCCGUACGGACCGGGCGAUUACAUGGGUCAUGACCCGCGCGACAUGCACGCCCACGCCGGCAUGGGUCGACCGGGCGGUGCGAUGGGCCGGCCGAUGAUGGCCAUGCCUGCUACGCACGUGCCGCCGGGACCGUCGGCGGGGAUUGCGCCGCCGCCGCGUCGACGCGGCAAGCUGCCCAAGCCGGUGACGGAUCUGCUCAAGUCGUGGUUACUCGAGCAUGCCAGCCACCCCUACCCGACCGAGGACGAGAAGCGCUCGCUGUGCAGCAUGACGGGCCUCACGCUCUCGCAGGUGUCCAAUUGGUUCAUCAAUGCGCGCCGCCGCAUUUUGCUGCCCACCGGCGCUAAUGGUAGUCCGGGCGGCACCACCGCCGCGCAGGUCAAGGCGGCGUUCAGUGCCGACAGCCCGAGCCCGCCGCCGCACGAGGCGUGA